Rhinocladiella mackenziei CBS 650.93 is the source of this 624-nucleotide messenger RNA. RefSeq lists its product as uncharacterized. The coding region runs from base 1 to 624 and encodes 207 amino acids. Lineage: Eukaryota; Fungi; Ascomycota; Eurotiomycetes; Chaetothyriales; Herpotrichiellaceae. The record is from RefSeq and is a predicted model, not a curated record. The transcript has 2 exons.
AUGGGUUCUAUGCCCACAGAUGUGGAGAGCCUGUCUCUCUAUGAAGCCCCGGAUGACUUUUCGCGCGAGAUUGAUGAACACAUUAAAAAUUGUGCCCUGGCCCAGUCAUUACGAGCCAACCCAGACUUCGUCGAGUCAAGACCACAUCUCAAAAUUCCCCAGGAAAUACGGCAACACAAUUUGACGGCGGGAACAUUGUCUGGUCCAGGCAUGAUCGUCGUGCCUCCAUACUAUUUCAACGAGAAGGACGGUAAAUCAAUGGUACAGAUCUUUUACGUGGGACCAGAUGUUUCCGGUCACCCCGGAAUUGUACAUGGUGGAUUUUUGGCUACCAUGUUGGACGAAGGUCUCGCCCGCUGUGCUUUUCCCGCCAUGCCCAACAAAGUCGGUGUCACCGCCAAUUUGAAUAUCAAUUACCUCAAGCCAACAAUGGCUGGUCAGUUCCUGGUGCUGAGGGCGAAGACGACCAAAGUUGAGGGUAGAAAGGCCUGGGCAGAAGGGUGGAUUGAAAGCCUCGAGGUUGCAGAGGGAGAGGAGCCUACGAAACUGGUUGAGGCAUAUGCAUUGUUCAUUGAGCCCAAGCAUGCUCAGAUGUUGAAAUCACUCUACAGAGUUGGUGCAUGA